Penicillium mononematosum is the source of this 1398-nucleotide messenger RNA. Its product is annotated as MFS transporter. NCBI's taxonomy places the organism in Eukaryota, Fungi, Ascomycota, Eurotiomycetes, Eurotiales, Aspergillaceae. Gene Ontology annotation, biological process: transmembrane transport. Bases 1 to 1398 code for a protein of 465 amino acids. The record is from RefSeq and is a predicted model, not a curated record. Gene Ontology annotation, molecular function: transmembrane transporter activity. The transcript has 6 exons.
AUGAGUCGCCCUCUCCUGCUGAAGCUGCGCUCCUCGCAAAUGUUCAUUGUCGCAACGGUCUCGCUGUCCCUGUUUACGCACAUGUUCCUCUAUGGAAUGAUUGUUCCUGUCAUGCCAGUGGCUCUGAUCAUCCGCACCAACAUACCACCCCAGGACCGUGAAUUCUGGAACAGCGUUCUGUUUAUCUCAGAAGCCGGCGCCAGCGUUGUCAGCGCUCCCGUCUUUGGCUACCUUCUCGACCGGUCGAAUACGCGUCAAGGUCUAUACAUUUUCGGGCUCUUCAUGCUGCUAGUGUCAAUGGGUCUACUGACGGCUGCCUUCUCAAUCACCGUCUAUGUCGCCGCAAGGGUACUUCAAGGCUCAGCUUCAGCCAUGGUCAGUGUGGCAGGCUUCAGUAUUGUGACCGAUACCGUCACCAAAGCACAUUUGGGCUAUAUGCUUGGGUAUAUUGACGUCGGCCUUACACUAGGGUUUGCUUCUGGUCCUCUUAUUGGCGGAAUAGUCUAUCAUGCUGGAGGUUACUAUGCGGUUUGUGGCAUAGCCUUUGGGCUGAUUGCCAUUGAUCUUGUAUUGCGAUUAGCGGUUAUUGAAAAAAAGACAGCAGCGUUCUGGCUUACUCUGGAGGUCGAAGCUAGUUCUGCCCCCGUCUUCCCGAACUUGGCAUCGCAAUAUGGAGCCAUUGAGCCACGCGGUGAGGACGAAGACGAAAUCGAGAAGAAAGGACUUUUCCUAUUCGGGAAGCUUCUCCAGCAGCCUCGGAUCUUGAUCUGCACAUGGACUUUUGUCCUGCAGUCGAUCUACAAUGCUGUACUGGAUACCGUCAUUCCUAUUUUCGUGAUGGAUAGAUUCCAUUGGAGCACUUCUGGCGCUGGGAUGGUCUUCCUACCAAUUUUCGUGACCGUUUUAGUGCAGCCAUUAUCUGGUUAUCUUUCCGAUCGAGUAGGUACACGAGCUGUUGCCACCACCGGAUUCUUACUCCUCGCUCCAACCUUGAUUUGUCUGCGAUUCGUGGAGCAUAACACAAUGGGACACAAGGUUGCUUUGUGCGGGUUGCUGGCUCUUUUCGGCCUGUUCAAUAAUGGAACUUCACCGUGCCUCAUGGUAGAGAUGCACAAGGUAGUAGAUGAACUCGAGGUAACCAACCCCGAGGUUUUCAAGAGAAGCGGUGCUAUAGCGCAGACCUUUAGUUUGCAGCAGAUGGCACAAUUUACUGGAAUGACAGUUGGCCCGAUGAUUGGGGGUUUGACCGAUCAUCGCUAUGGGUGGAAAACAAUGACUUUGUGUCUGGGUUUGUUGUCCGCGAUCACGGCUAUACCAACCCUCUGGAUGUCAGGAAGGGAAGCGACAGGGGAAUUACCGAAGAACGACCAAGAGAAUGAGCCUCUACUGGCGGAGUGA